Penicillium alfredii is the source of this 486-nucleotide messenger RNA. RefSeq lists its product as uncharacterized. Lineage: Eukaryota; Fungi; Ascomycota; Eurotiomycetes; Eurotiales; Aspergillaceae. The record is from RefSeq and is a predicted model, not a curated record. The transcript has a single exon. The coding region runs from base 1 to 486 and encodes 161 amino acids.
AUGUCAUUGGUCGCAUCCUCGAAGAAUCUGCUCCUUCGGUACUGGAACAGGCCUAUUAUGCCUCCCGUCGCCUCGCGCUACCUAGGCUCUCCUUUACAUCCGAUUCGUCCCAAGAUAUCCCACAUCUAUGCCAGCCGUGAUCGCGAUACCCUGUGGUGGCGAGUUUCCAUAGCACCCCUCCAGUCGCUCAAGCGAGUGGUUCGCUCUUGGUGCGGCCGGAGAGUGCGCCUCGCUUUCCGACAGGCCUUGCACCAGCAAGGCUUUGACGAAUUGGGACGUGCUAUUCCUUCUGAAUUCUCUCCAAAGGAAGAUUUGACAGGGUCCCUUGAAAUCACCAUCCGUACGCCGUGUGUCCAGGCAAGCUUUGAGACGGUCCAGAAGGAUGCCAACCACCUCUUAGAAAACAUCCUCGCGCAGCAGGCCACGCGCCUUUCAGGUGCAAAUUGUCAACCCAAAGAAACCUCAAAAACCUCGAAAACUGCCUGA